CCAGAGGAGGCUGGACCAACUGAAGGCAGCCUGUGCGAGAAGAUAAUAGAAAUGAGCCCUCCCUUCACCCCUGAGCUGUCAGCAGAGCAGGCCUUCAUUUUGACGAAGGAGUCACAGCUGCUGGGUUUCAAGACUCGCACAGAGAGCGAUGGAGGAGAAAGAGCAGUCUGGAGGACUUCACUUCGUCGGCAAGAAGGAUGAGCUGAUUAAAGCAAAGCGCUCUUUCCGGACUUUGGAGGGUCGAGACGUUCUGAUUAUCUACCAUCAGGGAGUCUUCUAUGCUAUGGACUGCUACUGUUACCAUGCUGGAGGAACAUUGGAGAACGGAGACAUAGAGGACAUCAACGGCAAGCUGUGCAUAAUUUGUCCAAAGCACAAGUACAAGAUCACUCUGGCUGAGGGGGAGGGCUUGUACAGGGGCAGGAACCCCCAGGAGAAGCCACCGGUGUUCAGAUGGUACUCCAAGGGGUUGAAGCAGAGGGUCCACACUGUCACGGAGGAAAACGGGGAAAUCUUCGUCAAGCUCGUCAUGACCCCAAACUGGGUGGAUUCGGACUACUACCAGGGAGAAAAGGGCAAGGUGGAAAGAGCCAGGGCCGAGGAAUCUGAGGGGGACAUGCCUGUGAUGAAAGAUGAUGAGGAUGAUGAUGAGUGAAGUUUCUUCCGCUGAUCUCAGAAUGAACCGUGACUUCUGCAAGGACGUUCAUUGAUACAAGCCAAGAUAUGACCUGCUGCAGUGUAGAAGUUUAAAAGUUAUAUAUUUAAUAAAUUAAUCUUUUCAGUCGCACUCGGUAGCCGCAUGUUUCCAUACUCUCUUCGCCUCCAUCUCUCCCUCAUGAAUUAUGCAGCCGGAUCGAUGUGAUAAAAAGCUUUAUAGCGAUCAAUACAGUCCUGAAGUGGAGAAUCAUUUGCAUAAAAAUAAUAAAAAUAUCAGGCAACAAAAGUGGCUAGUUUUUAAUUAUUAAAGUAGUAGGUGACACAAGACAAACAUUUUGUGAAAUUAAUUGCCUUAUACUCAUACUCCUUGAAUAGUUUUUUUCUUCCGUUUUUUUCACUAUAAAACCACAAAGUAGCAACAUAUUUUACAGGAUAUUUUUGCUAUUGGCCACAGUGUUUGCAACACUAAUAUUUUCUCAGACAACUGUGAGAGAAGUUUAGUUGGAAAGCACAGUCUUAGUUGGGUUGCAGAGCAGUUGUGCAUUUUUCUUUCCAUUUUGGCACAAAGUAAAGGGUCAAGGCACACUUUUCAGAUUUUUAUUUGUAAGACAUUUUGAAUAUUAUAGGUCAUUGUUCGUCUUCACAAUAAAAGUCAAGCUCGUGCUGUUUUAUCACAUAAAAAUCCCCACGAAAUACAUUGAUGUUUACGGUUUUCAUUUUUCAGAAUGGGGCAAUAUUGAAUAUUUUUGCAAAGAGACUGUAUUGUGUCCUGGACAACGGAAAAUAUCCUUUCAACCUUCGUGACAGUAAUUAACAGUAGAGGAGUGUAGUGUUUUUCUUUGUUUAUUUUUUUGUUAAAAGAAAAUGCAUUACUUAACAGCUUACUGUACACACAAUGCAGAACAACGUGGCUUUGAAGACAAUGGUAAGAGUCAAACACGAUCUCUGUUACUAUCUCACAGACAACUUCCACAGGCUUUUUCUAUUCUAUUGACACUUCAAAUACGAGAUGGGGCUGCAAAGUUGCGAUGGAUUAAAUAUUAACAUAUUACUAUGCUGUCAAACUGACACUAUCCUGGAGCUACUAUCUGCUGAAGGUCAUUUCUAAUGGGUCAGCUGAGAGUUGUUUGUCAAGAUAAAGAGCCGAGUGUGUGAGAAAACCGCUAAGGUGGGGGGACAGCAGCGGCCUGGGAGCGGCAUGGUUUGCAGGGAAUUUAAAAUCUAACGCUUGAUCACAUUACACGGCUGUGAAUGAAACAAGAUGCUCUGAUUAAAAAUGUAUAUGUCCUCAGGCUUGUCUGCCUCUACAAAACAGCAGUAGAAGACCUUGAGUUUAUCCAACAGAGAUGGUCAAAUCUAAUUUAUCGCCUGUUAUAGACCCCCACAACAAAACAGCCUUGAACACCGUCGGGUAUAUUGCAGUUGUGCUUCUAAAAAAAAAAAAACCAAGCAGAUUGAUUGACGAGUAAAAAGAAAAAAAUAAAUUAGACAGUACAGGCGGUUAUUUAUUUUCAGACCGUAGUUGUUGAUUAAAAGGUUUCCUGCAACAUUUUCAGGUCCAUAUGCAUCAACACUCCAAAUGCAAUUCAUAGAUUAAAACUACAGGUGCACCAAGAAGAGGACAAAUCAAUCCCAGGACCUUCUUGCUGCAAAGUAAAAGUGCUGGCCACAGCUCCACAAAUAUUCCACAACAAACACACAAAAAAAUGCCAGCUUUCCAAAAAAAACAAAACAGAAAAGCUAAGCGCUAACCAUUAAGCCAAAUAUUAUACAUAUCCCUGGCAGAUUAAAGUAGCCUUUUAAUUUUACCAGAUUAUUUAACCUAAGAGGAAAUUCUAUUUUUUUUUAAAAAUGGCCAAACUAGAAAUGUAACUUGAAUCUGAUGGAGAAUCUGUGAAAGUAGUUGAAGAUUAGGGUAAUGACAAAGAGGCCUUCUGGCAUGGAAGAUGUGAAAUUCAUCAGCAAAGACAAGUCAUCAAAAUACCAGUGGAGACAAGUAGGAAGCUGGUCGGUGUUAUAGUGUAUACAGAAGCUUUUUCCAUUGAUCAAUAAGAAAAUGUUAAUCAAGUACUUAUUUUUUUUUAUUAAACUGUUAAUGCAAUUUUUCAAAACAGGUUCUCCUUUUCCAUUACCUUACUAUUCCAAAACUUCUUGUAGGAAGAAUAAUCUGGAAGACUUCAUCUGUACAAGGACAUACUAUUCAAUAAAUGUGCUUUUCUGACCAAUUAAAAUUCCUAUUUUAAUUGGUUUCUGGGAAACUGAAUGUGGGGAUUUAAUCAGGU
This is a messenger RNA of Gambusia affinis (western mosquitofish), 2939 nucleotides long. RefSeq names its product Rieske (Fe-S) domain containing (gene rfesd). Gene Ontology annotation, molecular function: 2 iron, 2 sulfur cluster binding. The record is from RefSeq and is a predicted model, not a curated record. The coding region runs from base 149 to 655 and encodes 168 amino acids. The transcript has 4 exons. NCBI's taxonomy places the organism in Eukaryota, Metazoa, Chordata, Actinopteri, Cyprinodontiformes, Poeciliidae.